AUGUCCCUUCCGUUACGUAAUCCAUUAGAAAAUAUAACUACUUUAGAUAGAGCAUUAGAAGAUUUACUAGUAAGAUUUAUAAUCAAUUGUCCCGAGGAAGAUUUAUCGAGUGAAGAACGUGUUUUGUUUCAAUUUGAAGAGGCACAUUGGUUUUAUGCCGAUUUCAUCAAAAUUUUAAAUCCUAAAACGUUACCUAAUUUAAAAAUUAAAAAUUUUGCGUCUAAAAUCAUUGAACUAUGUCCAUUGAUUUGGAAAUGGACUGAUGAAACUGCUGAUGAAGCUUUGCAAAAAUUUUCUCAGUAUAAAAAAACUAUUCCAGUCAGAGGAGCCGCCAUUUUUAACGAACAUUUAAAUAAAAUGCUACUAGUCAAAGGAACUGAAAGUGAAUCUUGGUCAUUUCCUAGGGGGAAAAUAAGUAAAGACGAAAAUGAUGUAGACUGUUGUAUUAGAGAAGUCAUGGAAGAGACCGGAUUUGAUUUAACUGAUUAUAUCGAUGAAAACGAGUAUGUCCAAAGAAACAUUGGUGGGAAGAAUUACAAGAUUUUUUUGGUUAGUGGUGUUCCUGAAAAUUUUCCAUUUAAACCUUUAGUUAGACAUGAAAUUGAGGAUAUUAAAUGGAAAGAUUUUAAAAAAUUGGUAAAAUCUAUUUACAAUAACAAUACGAAUGUCAAGUUUUAUUUGGUCAAUGCCAUGAUUAGAUCUAUUUCUUUAUGGAUCAAGAAACAAAGACAAAUUAAAGGUGAUGAUAGAUUGAAAAUUUAUGUGGAAGAGCAAUUAAAGAUUUUAUUGGGGUUGAAAAAGGAGAAUGUUAAUGAUCCUGGUAGAGAAUUAUUGAAUAUGUUGCACUCUGCCGUGAAAAAGGAGGAAAUCAAUGGUGUAAGCACUAAAACUGCCGCUGGAACUGAAAAUGUUCUUGCUAAUAAAGAUACAAGUAAGAAUGACAUUCAUAACGUGGAAAAUGACGUAAUUGAACGUCCAAGCCCUCAAGUAACUGCCUCAACACCUUCACAACAACAUAAUAUUUUGCUACCUUCAGGUGUUCCUCCUUUUUUGCCACCUCAAUUCUCUCAUGUUUUCCCCUCGAUGUAUCCAUUUUCUCCUAAUAACUCUAUUGUGCCAGAAUCACCUAAUUUUGAAGUUCCCCACCAAUUACUAACCCCAAACAACGAAAUAAUUAGUACAGUUCCUGCUAAUAAUAAUAAUCACGCCAUUAUUGGAAACACAAACAGUGGCUACAUUAAUAAAAGUAAUACUUUGCCAAUGCAUAUGGUUAAUAUUUCAAAUGAAAGCAGUCAUAUGCGCCCACCUAGUACACCUAUUUUACCACCACCUUCUCUAUUCUUGUCGUCUUCUGGGAUGAAUCCAGCCAUGAAUGUUCCAUUGAAUAACAGUAUUAAUAGCAACAUUGCUAAUGCCAACGUGAUGCUACCAUCUCCGAUGUUAAGACCAGUGGAUAAUACUCGAAAUGAUACCAAUGAUAACGUAAACCACGUUGAUCCUGCAUCGCGUGAUUUAUUAAAUAUAUUGAAAAAAAGUGCUUCGCAAUCGAAAACAACAACUAACAAUAGUAACCAUGAUAAUGGCAUGGAUAGUUUCCCUGAAAACCCAAAUACUCAAAAAAAGACGAAACAAAACGGGAAUGCAGCUGAACUACUUGGAAUAUUGAAAAAUAAUAGUAAUAACAUUAGUAACAAUGAUAGUUAUAAUAACACAUCUCCCACCAAGAAGCCUGUAAUUUUGAAAAGAGAUAAUAUUACCGCUGGAAAUGAUAAAAAUAAUGAAGAUGGAAGUCAAAACCUGUUGCAAUUAUUGAAAAAUGGGGGUACGUAUAGUAAGAAAGACGCUAUUAAUAGCAAUGCGCAAGACAAAAAUAAUGGCAACGAAUUAUUACAAUUAUUGAAGAAUCCUAAUGCUUCAAAUGUUACUUCUAAUACUUUGAUUGCAGAUACUAAAAAGAAUAAUGGAAUUAAUGUUUCGGAAUCUUUUAAUGGAUACGAAGAUUUUGAAUCGUCUUCUUCUUCUUCUUCUUCUUCAGAUGAAGACAUUGUUACAGAUGAUGAGGAAAAGGAAGAAAAAGAAGCACAGACACUAUUAGAUGAAUCGGACGAUGAGCUAACUUCCAUUAUUAAUGAGGAUGAAAUUGAAGAAAAAUUGAAAGAUGAAGUUUUACAUGUAGAUAAUAAAUCUACUAACUCCGUUAUUUCAUCUAAUGGCGAUUAUGAUAAACCAGAAAUGUGCCAAACAAUGUUUGAAAUGAAAACUCUCGCUGCACCUUCUCUGACUUUUGCCUCACCAUCUUUAUCUUCUACUUCAAUUGAAGGAGGGCGUGUUAAUGACGAGAAGCCUAAAAAAUUUAAAUUAUUGAAAAGAGGUGAAAAAAUAGAUGAUAUUAUUAAUAAAAAUAACAAGAAUUCUUCUUUAUGCCCAGAAUCCUCUGUAUGCCCAAUAAAAGAUACUAUAUCGUUGUCAGCUCAAACGAAACAGCCUAUAGCGGAAGCUUCUACGGUCAACAAAUCGGAUAAACAAGUUUUAUUGAAUACAUUAAAAUCCCCUUCUAAUAUUACAACCACUAGCUAA
This is a messenger RNA of Saccharomycodes ludwigii, 2577 nucleotides long. It is a transcript of the gene DCP2, whose product is annotated as decapping enzyme complex catalytic subunit. The record is from RefSeq and is a predicted model, not a curated record. Bases 1 to 2577 code for a protein of 858 amino acids. Gene Ontology annotation, molecular function: manganese ion binding; 5'-(N(7)-methylguanosine 5'-triphospho)-[mRNA] hydrolase activity; RNA binding. The transcript has a single exon. Gene Ontology annotation, cellular component: cytoplasm; P-body. NCBI's taxonomy places the organism in Eukaryota, Fungi, Ascomycota, Saccharomycetes, Saccharomycodales, Saccharomycodaceae. Gene Ontology annotation, biological process: nuclear-transcribed mRNA catabolic process, nonsense-mediated decay; deadenylation-dependent decapping of nuclear-transcribed mRNA.